AUGCCUCCCUACUUCAUCCUCAAGCCCAUCGCCUUCAUGCUGCGUCUUCUGCGCAAGCUCCUCCCCGCCAUCCGCAGCUUCCCAGACGAAGUCAAAUCCAUCCCGUCUCGCGAUGCCGGCCGAUCCAUCAAGAUCCACAUCUAUCGACCUCCUCCUCCGUCCCUUCCUCCAUCCCUUCCUCCCUGUGAUCUCGAAGCCAGCAACCCCCUCGACAGCCAGGAUCAGGAUCAGGAUCACAAAGCACCCCCCUCCCACCUAAGCCCCGUCCACCUCAACCUCUGCGGCUCCGGCUUCGUCAUGCCGGGCCACGGCCUCGACGACGCCUUCUGCCGGCGCCUCACCACCUCCGUUCCCUCGGGGUUGACCAUAAUCGACAUCGAGUACCGCCUCUCACCCGAAAACCCCUUCCCCGCUGCUCUGCACGACGCAGAAGACGUCCUCCGCUGGGUCCAGUCCCAGCCUGAGACUUAUGACGCCGCACGCAUCAGCAUCGGCGGGUUCAGUGCCGGCGGGGCGCUGGCUGUCUCCUUGGCGGGGCAUAUGCCCAAAGAUACGUUUUCUGCGCUGGUGGCAUUCUAUCCGGCGUGUGAUGCGAGUGUGUCCCCGUUUAGGAAGAAAGCGCCGGAGGAAGAGGGCAGGCCUCUGCCGGGGUGGUUGUUGUGGGUGUUUCAGGGGUGUUAUUUAUCGGGGUUUGCAGGGAAGGAUAAAGUUGAGGGUGUAGGGGAGGGGGAGGGUGAGGAUGGGGUGGUGCAUGAUACGAGGGUGUCGCCGGCGCUGAUGAGGGAUUUGAGUCGGUUUCCCAACCGGUGUCUGUUUGUGACGGCGGGGCAGUGUAGUUUGGCGGGGGAGGCGGAGGGGUUGGGAGAGAGGGUGAAGGCGUGGAAGGAGGGAGAGGGAGAGAGCAGAGUGGUGGUGCAGAGAAUGCAGGGCUGUGGACAUGCGUGGGAUAAGUUUGCCAAAGACGGGACGGUGCAGUGGGAGAUGAAGGAGAGGGCGUAUGCGAUGGCGGUGGAGAUGUUGACUUAA
Molecule: messenger RNA, 1026 nt
Organism: Aspergillus steynii IBT 23096
Lineage: Eukaryota; Fungi; Ascomycota; Eurotiomycetes; Eurotiales; Aspergillaceae
Product: alpha/beta-hydrolase
Exons: 1
Coding region: 1-1026 (341 amino acids)
Molecular function (GO): hydrolase activity
Source: RefSeq, a predicted model, not a curated record